Gilbertella persicaria is the source of this 8891-nucleotide messenger RNA. RefSeq lists its product as uncharacterized. The transcript is spliced from 2 exons. Bases 152 to 8887 code for a protein of 2911 amino acids. NCBI's taxonomy places the organism in Eukaryota, Fungi, Mucoromycota, Mucoromycetes, Mucorales, Choanephoraceae. Gene Ontology annotation, molecular function: microtubule binding. The record is from RefSeq and is a predicted model, not a curated record.
CUUCAUGUGUUUUGUUUAUUGUUGUGUAAUAUGUUUAUGAUUUUAACCAAACAAGACUCCCCUUUCUCCUUAUUUUUGUUUUGUUUUCUUUUCUCUUUUUCUAUCUCUUGAACGUCUUUAUCACCUUCUUUCAUACUCUUUUUAGUUUUGAAUGAGUACAAUAUUAAAAGUCAGUAGCGAAGAGACCAAUUCCCGCGUUUCGUUCUCAACUCAGGUUCAAAACUCUCUUUUCUGCUCUACUACUAAAAAUACUACUGUUAUCAAGGCAACAGUAAAGCACGUUGAGAAAAUUAUUGUACCUACACCUCCCACUCCUUUUAAUAAAGAUAUGAACAACACCGUGCUGGCAUGGUUACAACAAGAAUUAGCAGUCUAUGUAGACUUGAUGCUCAUGACAACUUUGCGCGAUCUGUCAACCAAAGACUAUUGGCUAGGUCGACCUUUAAUAUGUUUAGCUCAUCGCUUCUUUCCAGAUGCUGUCCCAAACUUACGAGAACAACUUGAACACCAUGUCACAAGUCACUUACGAGCUAUUGAGUUGUUUAAAGAACGUUUAGGCGUUUUAUUGAACGAUAACCUCGAUAUCUAUUUUGGUCAAAUUCAAACUGCACUUGAACAACAUGAUGUGACACUCGACACAAGCAUGGUAGAACAACAGGCAAUUCAUAUCUUGGUGCCUUUAAAUCGAUUGUUUCAUCAACUGGUUGAGAUUGUGCGUCAAGAAUCAAUUAGUCACCUAUCAUCACCGACACCACAACGAUCCCCUUCACCACCACGUAUACAGGAAGACACCAUCAGUCUAGAAGACAUUGAAGUUUCAUUGAAGCAAUUGGAGGCUCAAGAUUUAAAAGUGUUUCAAGCGUCUGUAUCGGAGUUGCCUGCUUUACCUUUUGCAUUAGCAAGACGUAUCUCAGUCGUGGAUGCAACGCAUGCAGCCCUGAUCCUGCAGCUUCAACAAGGGAAUAUGCGUACAGGUAUUGAAUUCAGCACAGCAACGGCCUAUAUCCGGAACGAGCUUGAGUUUAUUCAGGCCAAGAUGCUCAAGACAACCACCACUGAUGUAGGCAUUCAAGAUUUAGAGGCAAGGUCAACCAAGGUCGGUAAACUCAUCGACACCAUGCGUGAACGAUUCAAGGAACACUUGGAACAAGACGAUCAACAACAACAAGAUCAGUUCAGGUCAUUGUAUGAGAAAUACCAGCUCAUUAUGAGUUGGGUUGAUGAAGUACGUGUCUGGUUUGUUGAAGCAGAACGUAUUCGUGGUUGGAUAGAGACCCGUAUUGAGCAAUUGGAAUCCAAACCACUGAAGCACCCUUUGGACGAUAUUGAAUAUGAAUACACACUGGACCAGAUUGCAGCAUGGAACGCAGAGCAUGAUGAACUCGAUCGCGAAGUGCAAGCGUUUGAUGCUCAGGACAUGACCCGUUUACGUGCUCAUGUCAAGACACUCACUUCAGCAGGGGAUCAAGCCAAAGACCUGAGUCCGGCAGAUACAACCACGAUUGAGAUCACAUUCACCACACUCAUGACGUUGGACCGUCUUAUGCACCUCUUACGUCGACACGCUUAUGACUUGCACAUGCUAACACUGCGCAUGGCUUGGGAACAGGCCCAUGAUCAAGCGGUGGCCUGGGUGCGUCGAACGACAGAUGAGGUACGCCAAUUCGUACAGCAAAAAGCACGUUGGAGACCACCACCCUUGGUCGUCGUGAGUUUACCGCCUGAUACAGACACAAAAAACGACAUGAUCAAUACGUUGAUUGAAUUUGAAAAACAAUGUGCUGCCUUUGAUCAGGGCCAGUUUACAACCACUGUAAAUGCCUAUCAAGAUCUAGACGAUGCCUGUCAUGUUGAACUGCCGAGUCAUUUAGAGUCCAGACAAGUGGCUAUUGAAGAGGCAUUUGAAGAACUCACACAUCGUGUUGGGUUUGCAAGACAAGUGGUCGAACAGUUUUUGGUGGUCACUGAUUUCUUGGAAAAAGCAGAUCAACUCAAAAGUGAAGGAGAGCAAUUGAGGCAAAAAAUCAGUCAUGUAGAGGAACAAGAGUUAUUGGAGCAGCACGAUAAAAUGAAUGAAAUCAUGUCGACCAGCGAAUUUAGUGAAAAAGUAGCCUUGUUUCAAGAAAAUGCAGUGCGUUUAGUGACAGGUGUGGCUGCUCGUGUGCCUUAUCCUGAAGCAACACAUCCAACAGACCAACAGGCGAACGACGAUGCUAAUGAAGUUAUUCGUAUGGUCAUGGGCGCACGUAAAUCUGCUUUAGUCUUGUUUGGUGAAGCCUUGGAUCAAAGCCUAGCUUCUUUGCGUCGUGCGAUUCAGCUACAAAAGCGGGCUAAGCAGAUUCAAGAUGAAGUCACUCGUUUGACUGGCUGGGUGGAUGAACGUCUCAAGGCAAUGGAAAAGUCUAAAAUAGACGUGUUUGUUGCUGGUAAAUGUGCUUUGGAUGAUACGGAUGUGGCUCGCUUAAAAAAAGAACGAGAAGGUCAAGUUGCCAAGUUGAACGGUAUCAGAGAAAACGAUGUAAAGCGUCUGGAAGAAAACUUGUUUGGCUUUCAACAGUCUUCAUCAGCACAUUAUCCCAACAAUACGCAUGUUGCAUCCCAGAUCACUCACCUGCAUGAUGCUGUAUCCUAUCUUGAUAGUCAACUGAAUCAUCUGGAAGAGACCCUCAAAGUACAUGGUACACGAUUGGAUAUCUUGGGUCAGCGUAUCUCUUGGGAAAGUCAGCAUACAAAAUCCACAGUUUGGGUGUCCAAUACGAUCUUUGAAGUAUGGGAUUUCAUAUCUCGCAAAGCACAAUGGAGAGCCUCUACAACCUUAGAUGACUUUGAGGAAGAUCAAGUGAUGGUUGACCAAGAAUUCAAAGCCUUGCAUUCAAAAAUACUUGCAUAUCAUGAAACUCAAUUUACACUUGUCCAACAAAAGUUUGAAGAGUUAGUUUCUGGAUUUGAAUCUUUAGCAAGCAAAAGUAUGCCUCCUGAGCAUCUUCAAAGGCGCCAAGAUACUCUCAAUCAAAACUUUCAUAAUCUACAAGAUUUGCUUGUGUAUGCUCAACAAGUAUUGGAUCAACAUAUUGCAUUGACACAAUUUACAGAUCAAGUCAAAGUAUUAUCAACUCAAGGUUUGAGUCUUGUCAAUGAUAUUCAACAAGCACUUGCACGCGUGAAUGAACCAACGAUUGAUGAUGUUCAGCAACAAUUGGUUCAGUCUGUUCAAUUGUUUGAUCAAGAUGUUGUUCAGUUAUGGAUGCAGUCAGGUUCACAACUGCCUUAUCCUCAGUGCCCUGAAGAUGCCCGCAGCACACGCCCUACCACAAACGAUGAUGAAGUGUCAACAGAAGUAGCUACAGCUGUCUAUCGCACUUACACUGAACUUCAAGACUUGGUCAAGCAGAUGAAUGAGCUGCUGCAACGACUAAGUACAGGCAUUCAGCACCGUAUUCAGUUAAAAGAACAGUACCAUCAAGUAGAGAUUGUGAUAGAGACGAUGUUGACUAUCAUGCAAAGUAUCACCAUGUAUAGUUUUGAUUUGACAGUACAUACAGUGACACUAGACCAUCAACCAGUUGAACUCGAUGCAUGUAAACAAGCACACGCUGAAUUUGUGAAGCAAAUACAACAGUUGCAGACAAAUGAUUAUGAGCCAUUAUUGAAGCAAUGGGAGGAAACACAAGCAGCUUUGGUAUCUGACCAAUGUGAUGCCAUUGUGAGUGUCAAGGCGAACCAAGCAUUGAUGGUGAACUUGAGCACUACUUGGGAAUCCCUAAAUCAUCAUAUACAACAAUGGGCACAGCAAUUACAAGUCUGUAAUCAUCGUAAGGCUUGGUACGAUGUAUGGAAGCAUCAAUGGCAAGUCCUAAAUCAGUUACAAGAGAAUGUGCGUGAAUGGAUGAAUGAAAAACACUUGUGGUUGUCUAAUGAAGACCAUCGUCAAGACCUUCAAACAUUAGUCGAUCGUCUUGAAGAAUACAGUGCAACACUGGAUCAACAUAUGCAAGAAGAGUUACCUGCUGUGACUUCAGCACAUGACAAGCUAAAGCAUUCAUAUCAAGCUUUGUCUACAAGCUCAUUCGAAUCAGAUGCUGUCGUUGGUGCGCUGGAACAAUCUGAUCUUGAUAAGCUGGUCUCUAAGCUACUUGAUUUGAUCUCUACUCAACGCUCUGAUAUUCUUAUGAUCCAACAACGUCAUGAUUGGGAAACAAGCGCGGAUCAAGUACUUGGUGAGUGUUUAGCCAAGGAAAAAGCAAUAGAGCAGUUUAUCAAGACGUGUGCUCGCUGGUCGCCUUCUCAAGAACCAUCCUGCUUGAGUCAAGAAGGAUUGGCAGUCAUGGAUCAAGCUACAACUGAACAAGUCAAUGCUAUCCGCAACCUCUUACAUGCGUCUGAACAACUUAAACAAUCUACAGAACCUGUUACUCGACGCAUAUCAGGACUGGAAACAGCCCAGGAACGCAUUCAGCAACACCAUGCGUUUAUGAACGAAGUAGUUGCACAGCAUCAUCUUAUUCACACUUGCCUUGAUAAAGUGAACGAGAUUGAACAAUUGGCUGAACUUACCCGAACUCGAUUCUUGUCGCUUGCACCUGCAGAUGAUCUUGCUGAAAAUGAGGAUCUAGAGAGUUAUAAACAACGCGUACAUGAAGUCCAUAUCCAUAUCCAGACAGCCAUGAAGUACCCUGUCCGUCAGUUCCUUGACCAUGAUGCACAAGCCAAAGAUGAGGACAUGACGCAUAAUGCCUCUGUUGCUGAAAUGAUUUCUGCUCGCCAAUCUCGACUUGUUGAACUUGGUCACACCUUGAGUUCUAUUCUCAAGUCAAAGGAGCGUUUAUCUCGUCGACAAGCAGCUGAAGCAUCGUACAAGGCAGAAGCUGAGGUGGUACGUGAAUGGAUUGCUGCAAAGCAACAAGCUUUGGAUGAACAACACAAGCCUUCUCAAGACACGGAAAGCUUGAGAUCUGCUGUAAGUGCUAUAAAUGGACUGUCUUCUGCCAUUACUGCUUAUGCUACUUCAGUACAUGGUCUUGGAGAAGCAGCCACUAAAUACGUUUCUGUCAUUCAACAACAACUUCAAGCUGACGAAGAUGAUACGGAGCAAGUCAAAGCAAGUGUAGAAUUAAUUCAAUUUAUGCAGUCAGAGAUCAACACGGCCUGGAAGACAUUAACUGACAAUGCAGCCAAAAAGCAACAUGAAUUCUCCAAGGAUCUUCGUUAUGUUGAAUUUAUUCAUUUGGCAGACAAUUUCAAAGCAUCAUGUGAACAAUUGACUACCACCAUAACAAGUAUGUCCUUGGAAGAAAUGUCAGAAGAUGUAGUGAAUCAAUGGCAAAAAGAGAUACAGACACUAGAUAACAAAUCACUUGAAGCAAUAAAGUCGCGCGUUCGUGAGGAAGUUGUGUUGUUGGGUCAACAAGAUCCUUCUACUUCCAUCAUGCAAGCCUGUCUUGAUGAAUGUGUUCAACAAUACGAUGCGGCCCGUGUCUUGGCUCAAGAACGAUUCACAGAAGCAAACCAUCACCGUCUCAAAGCAGAAUAUGUUAUCGGUGCUGAUACACUGAGCAACCUUUUGACAGAAACCGAAAUAUCACUUGCUGAACUUGUAACUAAUCCUCCUGUGGUGAUUCGUGGACUUGAUUUGGUGCAAGACAAAGCCUUUUUGGAUCAAUUGACAGAACGCUACAAUCGACUCUGCCAAACAUUUGAUAACGAGCUUCACGAAAAGUAUGAUGAACAGCGUUCUCUUUAUCGAUUUUUACAGUUGAACAAGGUCUCUGACUUGGAAGCCAUUGAUCAAAGACACACUGAUUUGGAACGACACUGGAAACAAAUCAAAACAGAUCUGACGCAAGAUAAGCAUCAGUGGGUCGGUCAAAUAGCUCAAUGGUAUGACUUGCAUCAAAAACUGAAUGAAAUGCAGCAUGAUUCUUUAGCUGGUAUCAUAGGCCGCCUUGAGCAAAUGGACAUAGCCACCAUUUGUCUGGAUGAACAAGAAACGGCUACUCUACCUAUUUUCUUGGAACAAGAUACAGCUCUUUUGAAUCUACUCAAGCACCGUAUGACAGCUUGCUGGGACGUUGCUCAAGAUCUUUCUGAUACAGACCAAAACUUGACUUGUUUCCGAGAAUGUUAUGAUGCCCUGGAUCAACAGAUCAAGGACACAGAAGCACGCUUAAAUGAUACAAAGCAUGCUGCUCAGCAACAAGUAGAUUGGUUGAAUUGUCAACAAGGUGUAAAGUCAUUUGCUUUGUCUGUAGAGCAAGAAAUUGAGUCGCUUGAAGACGGCAUGGAUAUCUUGGCCUCUCAUGUGGUUGAUGAUAUGGAUACCAAGGCAUUGGAAGUCAUGUAUCGUCAAGCAGUAACAAAUUAUGCUGUUUCUGAAUCAAAACAAAAGGACCUCUCUCAACAAUUUGCUGUACUUAAUGCACGUAUUGAGGCUUUAGAAAAUAUGUCAGUACCUGAGCUCAAGACUGAAUUAGAGGAAGCACUGGCUGAUGUGGAAGAUACUGCAGCAGAUAUGUGUAUUGUCAAUGACAUGAUCCGUCGCGUAGUUGGACUUGGAAAAAGUUCAGAUAAUAUUCAAUCAUGGCUCACGAAUUGCUCUCAAGCGAUUGAUCAUCUGUCUCAAUUAUCACCUCAAGAAGAAGGCGAGUCCGUAAUUGCGCUUGAAUUGGCCACGUUGUCUCAAAAGAUGACUGAUUUUGAGAAGGUGAUGCAGUCAUUCCGCGACAUAGAACAAGAACUGCUUGCAAUCAAAGAAGACAAUGAUAAAAACGAGAUGCAAAAGGUUGUUUCUGCUCUCAAGGAAAGAGUUAUUCUUCCUAUCACAGAUAAGGUGGAAGCUCAAUGGAAAGCAACACAAGAUGCAUUGAAAGAAGUAGAAGUUCAGGUGGAAAAGACAACUCGUGGUGUUGCUAUUGCUCGCAAGAUGAAGCAUUUGAUGGCUCUUGUGGGUGAAACAAGAGAGUUUGUGCACAGCAUUCAACUGUUUGAUUAUGAUCUUUCGAGCACUAUUGGCAUGCCCAUAAUGGAUGAUCAAGAUAUGAUUGAAGAGAGUAGUAUCAUUGUUCAUGAAGAGAUCCAAGAGAACAAGCUGGAGGAUCUUAGUGUGGGUGAGCAAGGCGAGUCUGUUUCGAACGAUCAAGAUCUUUCUUUUUAUGCAGAACAAGAUGAAAAGAAAGACACUUCUCGAAUCCCACCCAUUAUGUCCAUGCCUCGUCAACGGGAUAUUGAAAUCAUACAAGUCAACUUGAAGGCGCUUGAAUUUGAAAUGAAGCCUCAAAUCAAACAAGAACUCAAGGAACUAAAUGCCAUAAUGGCUAGUCAUGACAUGGAUCUUACAUUCAAGCAGCAACAUAAACAAGUCAAGGAAUCAGUUCAGAGUUUGAUGGACUUGCUCAAUAAGACGCAUGUCACUUUGAAGAAGUCGUUAUCGAUUGGCAAAUAUUUAGCCAUGGUGGACGAUUUAGAGAUCUUGCAAAGCUCCUUGGAAGAAGCAGUGAGUCAAUCAGCACCUCAUCAUACAUUGAUUGCCAGCAGCACAACUUUCAGUCGUACUGAUUUACAAGCCAAGUUGAUUGAAUUAGAUGCUCGCUUCAAGUAUUAUGAGCGCAAGAUUGUGCGGAGCAUGGGAACAGCUAAAGAUCAGAUAAGAGAAGUGACUCGAUUGUCACCUAAGGGUGGUGUCCAUGUCAACGAGCACUUUAAACAAAUGGAACACAAGUGGGAGCGCAUUAAGAAACAAUUCAAGACGAGAAAGAUUGAAUUGAGCCGUACUAUUGAUACAGCUGCUGACAGUAACAAGGAUCAACAAUCUCGUAUUCGUAAAUCAUCUUUGCCAACUCGUAAAGCAUCUUCUUUGCUUCGUGAACGAGCAGAUGUAUCUCUUUUGAGACAGCAGCAUCAAAGGCUAUCACCCACUAUGAGCAGUACGUCCUCCACCUCUUCUUCGACACGCACUACAAGCAGCAGUCGAAUAUCACUUGUGCCACAAGGUGCCAAUCGGUCCAGAUACUUGGCUCCACCUACUAUUCAACAACAUCAACCUUCUAAAUCUGCCACAAGUCUCAAGUCGCGCACAUCAAGUCAACCUCAACAGCCUAAACCCCCAUUGAACUCAUACGUUGCUGACCCAGAUAAUGAUUUGGAUAUGGAAAUUGGCCGUAUUGUGAAUGAGACGCCCUAUCGUGUCAAGGUCAAGAUGGUACCAGGUGAAGUAGGUCGUUAUUGGUUUGGUGAUGCAAAUCCUAAGCUUGCUUAUUGUCGUGUACUGAAGAGCAAGAUGGUCAUGGUACGUGUCGGUGGUGGAUGGACAGAACUUUCACAGUUCUUGAGAGACCAUGCUUUGCUUGAAGGCGACUUUAUUCCACGCCAAAACCGAGUCUUGAGUAACAUCAAUGCAGUUACCAAGGGCAAUAGAAAUAUGAUACCCGAAGAAGACGAAGAACCCAAAUCACCAACGAUUCAAGAAGGUUUUAUUGAGACGCAUCGUGCACAACCUCUUCGUCAUCAUCGCAGUGUAUCACCCAACACAUUGCAACAACAACAACAACAACAGCCUGUGACCGGAUCUCCCAGUCAUUCAGCAAGCACAACGACAUCUCAUCAUACACCAGGAUACAAGGAUGGCGACAAGUUUAUUGCUGUAGACCAGCAUGGAAACCAAUUGGAGGUCAAGAUGCGACGAGCAGCCAUGAAUUUUAUGAAUGCAAGCAGUAGUAGCAGUACAAAUAAUAGCACAACAACGGCAAAUAACAGUAGCACAAGUAGUAGUAAUAUGAAUGAUUAUACCAAAAGAAGAAUGGCACGAAGAAAGAAGAAGCUUGCUACAAAUACCAGCUUGUCUAAUGACAAGCAAGAUGACAUACUUAAUACCGCUGAAAAUACACCUAAAUAAACAU